AUGGACCAGAAGGAGCCCAAGUCGUCAGCCCUGAGGUUCACCAAUUACAAACCAGCUGGUUUCAGGGUUUCCUUCGCUCUGACCCUGUCAGCUCCUUCUGGGUCAGAGGUCAUCUGCCUGAAUGCUGAACUCAGCUUCUGUCUGCUGCGUUUCAGGGAGUCGUUCCCCUUCGACCAGCAGUUCAACAUCCUGAUGCGUUUCAUCGUGGACCAGACCCAGACCCCCAACCUCAAGGUCAAGGUCGCCAUCCUGAAGUACAUUGAGUCUCUGGGUCGCCAGAUGGACCCGACCGACUUUGUGAACUCCAGCGAGACGCGGCUGGCGGUGUCCCGCAUCAUUACCUGGACCACCGAACCGAAAAGCUCUGACGUCAGGAAGGUGAGAGGCAUUUCAUCCGAGAUACGAGAGCAAAGGUUUUCCACCUGAAGAUUAAAACUAUGUUUUGUUUUUAGCUCAUUUAUCUGUUUAUUCAAUAAAUUAGCAGUAAAAAGGUUUUGAAUUUAAAGUUUUGCUGAUUAAGAUGUGAUUUAAUGAAUUUCAAACCCUGAAAUUAACUGGAUCUGAAACUAUGAAAGCCUUUUAUCAGAAUCCCUAGUUGACCCAGUAGCGACUGAGUUCUGGUUCUGGUCCAUCACCUGGACGCCCCCCAUUAGAGAGACGGGGCAUCCACAGCUGGGCGAGCGAGGAGCUUCUGGAGAGACGAGUCCCACUUUGGUCCGGGUCCUGGAUCACGGUCGUCAUGGCGAUGACUGAGGGACGCUUGAG
Molecule: messenger RNA, 765 nt
Organism: Poecilia latipinna (sailfin molly)
Lineage: Eukaryota; Metazoa; Chordata; Actinopteri; Cyprinodontiformes; Poeciliidae
Product: CLIP-associating protein 1-A-like
Exons: 3
Coding region: 1-426 (141 amino acids)
Source: RefSeq, a predicted model, not a curated record